This is a messenger RNA of Racocetra persica, 266 nucleotides long. The record is from the annotation of a GenBank genome assembly. Lineage: Eukaryota; Fungi; Glomeromycota; Glomeromycetes; Diversisporales; Gigasporaceae.
GAUUAAAUGGGAAAAUGGCAACCUACGUGACUAUGACUGCUCCAAUAACCUUGGAUGAUGCAAUCUCUUACACAAAAAAGGUCGAAGCAGGUGAAUACUAUGGUCAAACGGCACAACAAGUACUCCAAAGGGUCAAAAGCAAAAUUGAGAAUCUAGUAAAAAAAAUGAGUGAAAUGAUAAUUAAUUAUGCAAAUAUAGUAAACUCAGUUGCACAAUCAAAAAGUUGGAGUCAAAGAAAGGGUAAUCAGUAUAAUCAAACAAAUUGA